AUGUCCCAGUUAUCUCGUCGGACGGGUCACUCCUCUCGGGACGUUGCCCAACAACCUCCGCAAGCCGUACCGGGCCACAAAAGGACGGAGAUCCCUUCGCCCAUGGCGGAACCGGCGUCCGCUAUAUCUUCGAGAUUUACUGGAGCCUUUUCAAGCCCGAUGGAAUUGCCUGGGGCCGCCGGUAGCGACGAGAUGAUGCGAACAGUUGACUCGAACUUUCCCGUGACUGCACCUGGGCUCCCAUCGACUGAGAACCCCAACGCUGUUGGUGUGCUUAUCCAGCAGUUACAGCAGGCCUUGGACUCUGAGCGUGCGAUGAAAGAAAGUUAUAAGCAUGAACUCGAAGUUGCAAAUGCCCGCCUGGAAUCGGCAAAGGGUUGUUCUACGAACAUGGUAGCCCGAGAAGAAGGGAACCAAACGCCUCAACAGGUUCUCACCACGGAGAGCGCAUCGAUGGAAGGCGGGGUAGGAGAGACAGCUGUCCGGAGCGAUGACCUAGAAUCGGCCACAAGUCAUCCCAGCUAUGUGGAGGAAUCUCUAAGGGAAACCGUCGACGCCCUGUGGGUGGCUCUUGACAGGGAGCGUGCGGAAAAAAAACUUAUUGCCAUAGAGAUGGAAAGUGAGAGGGUUAACAGGGAUCGAGAAAGGAAACGGCUAGAAGACGCCGAGGCAGAGAGGGACGACUACCGGAAAAGAUGGAAAAGCUCGGUCAAGGAGCUUCGACAACUUACUCGGACCGCUCAAACCACAGUCCAGAUCACAGACGACAACCUCAUCCAGUGGGUCAGGCAACUUCGAUUCGACAUUCGGAAUUUCGCCAUUAAAUAUUUCGAGUCUGGAAAAUCCCGGGUAAAUAUUCGCCAGGCCGAGCAGGAAUGUGCUAAAGCUGUCGUGUCCGGCUACCUGGCGGAGGCUACCCCUGGCAGCAAACACUUUCGAGAUUUUCUGGCAUCCCCGUCUCGGCGCAGUGCUGUAAUCCAGGCAUUUUUCUGGCGAUUCAUUAUUCGAGGGAUCUUCGCUAACUUUAUCUGGGCCGGUAAACUUUCCGAGCCAGUGUUCGGCCUCUACUCCAGGUUUCGACGAGAAAUUCCGAGUGAGCAGACGAUAAUGGAUGCCGAGGCUAUGAAAAGAUUUAGGUUGUGGACAGUUGCUACCACUAGGCUGGUGACCGACCUCGUCGAGAGCGAAAGGAACAGAGUUACCCAGGAGAAAAGGAGCAACAUCCUACUUCGGGAGCAGAUGGAACUGGCCCACGACGUUAUCGGCCCGUUCCUUGAGGUUGAUAGAGACCACGAUGGAUUCGCAACUUACCACCAAGAUCUAGAGGCAAUUCUCAAGCGGGCUACCUUGUUAGAUCACAACAUAUGCAAACAGGCUGCCGACGUGACGUGGGAUUUUGGAAAUGGUGGAGACUCUGUUUUCAACCAGGAGACGAUGACGUUGGACAGGGGAGAGCAGCCGUCUUUGGAUGGCGGGUGCGUUAUUUUGGUGAUUGCGCCCGCCAUGUACAAGACGGGCAAGUCGAAUGGAGACGAUUUUAGCAAGCCGAGACAACUGCUCGUGCCGAUGGAAGUUACCUGUAAACCGGUCGAGGACAGCCCUUCGAUAGCUUGA
Scedosporium apiospermum is the source of this 1614-nucleotide messenger RNA. RefSeq lists its product as uncharacterized. Bases 1 to 1614 code for a protein of 537 amino acids. The transcript has 2 exons. Lineage: Eukaryota; Fungi; Ascomycota; Sordariomycetes; Microascales; Microascaceae. The record is from RefSeq and is a predicted model, not a curated record.